Messenger RNA from Scylla paramamosain (green mud crab), 2179 nucleotides. RefSeq names its product lysosomal acid glucosylceramidase-like. The transcript has 14 exons. Gene Ontology annotation, biological process: glucosylceramide catabolic process. Lineage: Eukaryota; Metazoa; Arthropoda; Malacostraca; Decapoda; Portunidae. Bases 141 to 2111 code for a protein of 656 amino acids. The record is from RefSeq and is a predicted model, not a curated record. Gene Ontology annotation, molecular function: glucosylceramidase activity.
UCGUGAUCCAUUUCAGAUAAUUGAUCUGGCCGUGCGGCCCGUGUUCUGUUUACAUCUUGAUCUGGAUUUACCCUAAUCUGAGUGAUUCGGAUCACAAUCUGGGUGAUCUGGGUCCGGAGGUUGGCAAUAGACGACACUUGAUGAAGCUGCUGCUGGUGGCCAUAUUAGCGGCUAAGUACCCUCUACUGGGGACUUAUUUAGGGGAAUACACAGCAAGAAAACGGCUGAUCCUCAAAGUGAAUGACAAUGGAAGUUGCCGGUACUUUGAGGGCGGCGACAGUCCCGUAUGUGUGUGUGACGUCGCCAGCUGCCCGCCCCUCCACCCCGCCUCCCUCACCCCGCCCUCUGCUGGCCAUGUCGUCACCUACACCUCUUCCAGGGGCGGCCUCAGGUUCCAGGAGCAAGUGGUGGCUGUCCAUGGGCCUGAGAGUGAAGGCGGGCUGAAUGAUAGCAGUAUGAACAGGGCGGUGGUGGAGGUGGCCUGUCUCUCCCCACGUCAGGUCAUGAAUGGGUUCGGCGGUUCCUUCACCGACUCUGCGACCAUCACCAUGAACUCUCUUUCUCCCCCUGUCCUCGAUGCACUGCUCCGGUCGUACUUUUCUCCUGAGGGUCUCGAGUACGAGCUGGUCCGCGUGCCUAUUGGCGGCUCAGACUUCUCAGUAAGACCCUACACGUACGACGACGACCACGAAGGAGAUGUGGAACUGAACCACUUCCAACUUGCUGGAGAGGAUCUGGUUUAUAAACUGCCAUUCAUCCACCGUGCACUGGACCUGGCGCAGCGCCCACUCAAGGUCAUGGCCUCACCUUGGUCGGCUCCUGGGUGGAUGAAAACAAACGGGAAGAUUAACGAGACGGGACAACUGCUGACAGAGAUGCGGCGCCCCUGGGCAGACUACCUUGUGCGAUUUGUAAAGGAAUACGAGAAGGCGGGAGUUCCCAUCUGGGGCUUGACUUCCCAGAACCAUGGCUUUACACAUGAAAAAACCUCCUGGAACUCCAUGUCCUGGAAUCCGAGUGACAUGAGGGACUGGAUCAAGGACAGCCUCGGUCCCGCCCUCCAUGCUGCAGGUUUGGAACGAGUGAAGCUGUACAUUGGUGACGACGUGAGAGAUAAUGUUGAUAACUCCUACAGGCAGGUGUGUGUGUGUGUGUGUGUGUGUGUGUGUAUUCUCCAGGACCCUGAAGCAGCGAGAUACGUGACGGGAUUGGCUUUUCACUGGUACCACGACCAAUCAGUGAGCCCCGAUGUGCUAGACCACGCUCACCUACUCUUCCCAGAUAAAGACUUGCUCUAUACCGAGGCUUGCAUUGAAUCUGGCGGUGUUGCCUCCCAUCAACCAGUUGUUCUCGGGUCCUGGACCAGAGCGGAGAGGUACGCCCAAAACAUCAUAGAGGACGUAAACCACUUUGCGUCAGGCUGGAUUGACUGGAAUCUGGCGCUAGAUCCUGCCGGGGGGCCUAACUGGGCUGGCAACGAGGUGGACGCUCCCAUCAUCAUUAACCCGGUGAAUAUUUGUCGACACAUAUUUGCCAAUAAACUAAUGACUUUCUCUUGCCUCUUAGAAUCUGGCGGUGUUGCCUCCCAUCAACCAGUUGUUCUCGGGUCCUGGACCAGAGCGGAGAGGUACGCCCAAAACAUCAUAGAGGACGUAAACCACUUUGCGUCAGGCUGGAUUGACUGGAAUCUGGCGCUAGAUCCUGCCGGGGGGCCUAACUGGGCUGGCAACGAGGUGGACGCUCCCAUCAUCAUUAACCCGGAAAAAGACGAGUUCUACAAGCAGCCAAUAUUCUACGUGAUGGGCCACUUUAGUAAGUUCGUGCCCGCGGGGAGCGUGUCUAUUCCUUCCUGGGUCCGGGGAAACACUGCUGGUCUGUUCCACACCGCCGCUUUCGUACAUCCAGACGGUUAUGUUGUACUUCAGCUCCUUAACAAGAAUGACACAGAGACGGAGGUGAGAGUGGAGUGGGAAGGAGGAGAUUUCACCCUCUCCCUCGUCCCUCCUCGCUCUUUCCAGACUCUUCUUCUGCCCUGGGAAGGCGACACCACCCACGCCAAGAGAAAGUACUCCUUGCAAAGCCAUCUUUUAAAUAAAUACUUGACAGAGUAAAUUCUUGUUACUUUCAGUAAGGGUUAUAGAAAAUGUGCAUUGUAAUUUUUUGUAAACUCUGGAACUCC